Molecule: messenger RNA, 390 nt
Organism: Exophiala aquamarina CBS 119918
Lineage: Eukaryota; Fungi; Ascomycota; Eurotiomycetes; Chaetothyriales; Herpotrichiellaceae
Exons: 1
Coding region: 112-390 (92 amino acids)
Source: RefSeq, a predicted model, not a curated record
ACGCCCCACUCCCUCACAGGAGGAGCGGGCUACAAGGCGAACCAGUCGUACGACGAGUUCCUGCGACGGCAUUCGGGAUUCUACCGACGACACAGCGCAGCAUCGAACCAGAUGGAGGGCGACCGGCGCGCCUCGCUGGCUGCGGACGAGAAUGCCCAAGCUGCACAGACGGCGGCCGACAACGUGCGUCGCGGGUCCAUCACUGGUGCUGGCGGGGGUUCCGCGACUGCCAACACCAGGAAGGGCAGUGUCGCCGUUGCCAGCGACGUCACCCGCAAGGAUAGCAUCUUCGGCCUCGAAGCCACCGCCGGCACGCGCAUGAGCGAGAACAGAAGGCCAAGCACCUCCCUUGCCAGUGACUUGCUUCACAAGAUCAAGGGAGAUAAGUAG